UUCCUUGGUGCAAAUAGGGUUAAUUUAGGGAAGUCAAGCCAAGAAAAAAAUAAAAUAAAAAAACUAAAUGGUUAGUAUUUGAAGGAUUUUGUUUCCCUAGAGAAAGAGGAAAAGAAAAAAGAGGGUGUUGUUGUUCUUCAUUCAUACGUUUAAUUUCCCAGUAUCCAAAACUAACACAAAUUUUUAUUACACACAAUACACAAACGCCCUUUCUCUUUGUUAUCCUAAAACCAAAUCUCUUUUAAUUUUCUCUCCAAGUCGCUCCAAAUACACAAAACCCUAACCGCUGUAAUCUUAAUCCUAAUCCCUUUCCCUCUCUCACCUCAUUCUCAUUCCUUUCCCCCUUCUCUCUCUCUGUGCCGUUUUUCUAUAUUCUUCUCUCAAACGUUUCGGCUAUCCCAAACAUUUUUAUUUUCCUUUUCGAAAGUUUAACCGCAAACGCAUUGGUUUCGAUUCAGGGCACAGAGAUUAUCGGGACGAUUUCGUUUCUUCGCCAUAAUCGUUAAUCGAACCAGGUAGGGUUAGUUCUCCGCCUCUUUUUCCCUAUUGAGUCAAUUUACUUGUGUUGUAAGUCUUUGGCGGUGUUUUUGUUUUCGUUGCUCAAACCCUAUGUCCUCUGGAAGUGAAUAGAGGCGCAUGUUUGGGUUCUAGGGUUUCCAUAUUAGUGGAUUAUUUUUCUUCUCUUAUUUUUUAAUAUAAAUUUGGACUUCACUCUCUGAUUUCUCUGGAUGCUUAGGGUUUUAAUUUGAUUAAACCAGUUUCUAGGAGUGAAUUGUUAUUCGAGAAUAUUGGGUAGUCCUUUGCCUAAUUUGCUUGGCAUAUCUGACUGGGGUUUUCUAUUUUUAUGUUGGGCAUAUAUGAGAGUGUCGUGAGUUGCUAGUUAUCAUCCCCAAAUCCAUCUUUCUUUGAAGAUGGAGGUGUAGUGGGUUCCUUUUCUCUCCAUUUUUUCCCUUUCUGUUAUUGUCGCCUCUAUUGUAUCUUGUUCUUCCAUUGCCUUUAUUCUCAUCUUCUGGGUAAAUACAUCGUGAAAUUUGUAUUUGGUCGUCAAGUGCAUGUAUGUGGAGGAAGAACACUUGUUACUGAGAAGUACCAUCCAAUGUAUUAUUUGAUUAAUUUGAAGUGAUUGCAAUACAAGUUGGCUCACAUAGGGAUAGGAAAAACCUUGGUGGUGCUUGGAGUUGAGGGUUACUUUGUUUGAAGGAUAACGUGUUUUGGUUUCCGGGUUAGCAACUGUGGGAACAUUGGUUGUUCAUUGAUUGUUUUGCCUGAGAUAAAUAAACCGUAAGUAUCCCGUAUUAGUUAAUUUGUGUGCAAUUGAAUGAGUGUGUUGCUAGUUGGCUUUGUACUGUGAAGCAAAGGUUGAAGUCAUAAUUCAGUUAUUGUUUGUCGAAUCAUACCAAUUUGGGAAAGGGUUGAGGUUGUGAAAUUGGCGAGAGCGUUUCUGUUGUAGUAUCUGAUCAUGUUCAGUGCUCCUUAUGGAAAGAAGUGAACCCGCGUUAGCUCCACAAUGGUUGAGAAAUACCGGAAGUGUUACUGGGGGUGGCAAUUCAGCCCACCACUUUGCGUCUUCUUCUCACUCUGAUGUUUCUUCUUUGGCUCCUCAUGCAAGAAGUAGAACUUCUAAGAUCUUAAGUGAACUUGAAACUCGUUCCUCUUUUCUUGACCGGUCUUCCUCAUCUAACUCGCGAAGGAGUUCAAGUAAUGGCUCUGCUAAGCAUGCCUAUAGUAGUUUUAACAGAAGUCACCGUGAUAAAGACCGUGAAAAAGAAAAAGAUAGGUUUGGAGACCAUUGGGAUCGGGAUUCCUCUGACCCCUUAGGAAAUAUUUUUAACAGGGUUGAGAAGGACACACUUCGGCGUUCUCAGUCUUUGGUUUCAAGGAAACCAGGUGAGCAAUUGUCUCGAAGGGUUUCUACUGACUUGAAAAUCUCUAGUAAUAGUAACCAUAGCAAUGGCAAUGGCACACUUUCUGGGGGUCUUGGUUCUAGCAUCCAAAAGGCUGUCUUUGAAAAGGACUUUCCCUCACUAGGAACUGAAGAAAGGCAAGGUCUCCCAGAUAUUGGAAGAGUUUCCUCUCCUGGUUUUACUACAGCUGUUCAGAGUUUGCCUGUUGCUAAUUCUUCUUUGGUUGGUGGAGAGGGAUGGACCUCAGCUCUUAUAGAGGCGCCACCAAAGAACGGAAGCAGUGGCUCAGGAUCUUUUACCGUGCAACAAUCUGUUGCAGCAGUUACUUCAGGGUCUGGUGCUCCAACUGCAAUGGCCGGUCUUAAUAUGGCUGAAGCUUUGGCACAGGCUCCAUCUCGAACUCGUGCUGCACCACAGUUGUCUGUCAAGACACAAAGGCUCGAGGAAUUGGCUAUAAAACAAUCAAGGCAAUUAAUACCAGUGACACCUUCCUUGCCUAAAACAUUAGCUCUCAGUUCUGAAAAAUCAAAGCCCAAACCAGGUGCCAGAACUGGUGAAAUGAAUGCGGCUUCUAAGAGUGGACAGCAGCAGCAAUCCUCAUUGCAUAAUGUUAAUCAAUAUCUACGUGGUGGAAGUAUGAAGCCUGAUACCCCAAAGACAUCUCAUGGGAAGUUUCUUGUUCUUAAACCAGUCCGGGAGAAUGGUGUAUCUCUUUCAUCAAAAGAUAUCACUAGCCCAACAUAUAAUUCCUCUACUAUUGCAUUUAAUACUCAAGUUGCUGCCGCUCCUCCAGUUGUAUCUGCUCCAACUAGGAGCCCCAACAGUCAGAAAGUUCCCUCUCUUGAGCGCAAGGUUGCUGCUCUGGAUUUGAAAACAGGAACUGCUUUGGAGAAGAAACCUUCUUUGUCUCAGUCCCAGAGCAGGAAUGAUUUUUUUAAUCUGAUAAAGAAGAAAACUUCAGUAAACCCUUCAACGGUUCUCCCAAAUUCAGGUCCCCAUAUUUCAUCUCCUACUAGUGAAAAAUCAGGUGAAGAGGUUAGGGAGGCAUUCAGUGCUCCUGCAAGUCCUCACACUGUUGAAAAUGGUGCUGAAGUGAAUGGCAAUGGUAAUAGCUGUAAACAAAUACAGAGGUUUUCUGAUCGUGGAGACGAUGAAUGUCCCAGUGCUGCUUUAUAUCUUGAUGAAGAAGAGGUUAAAUUCCUCCGAUCACUUGGAUGGGAUGAAAAUGCUGCUGAGGAUGAAGGGCUGACAGAAGAGGAGAUCAGUGCAUUUUAUGAAGAGUGCAUGAAGAAGGGGUCAUCUUCCUUAAAAGUAUGCCGUGGAUUACAGCCAAAGUUUCCGACGCUGCCUGAAUCUCAUGCUAACCCUGGUGGAGCUUCGUCUGAAUUAAGUUCAUCUGACUCGGGAUCUGAUGCAUGAUAUUACUUAUUACUUCUUUUUUUCCCCCCUUACAUAAUUAGAUCCAAGAAGUUCCAAUUUUUUUUGAAAGCAGAUGGUUAGUUCCUUUUUUUCAUUUUAUUUUUUCUUUUUGUUUUGAAAAGAAAGCUGAUGAGUUGGGUAUGAAAGAAGAGAGGUUGGGUUUUGGUUGGAACUCUGUAUUCUGCAAAUAGUGCAAUAAGUUACAGGUGCCCCAGUCCUUACCUUUUGCUAAAACGGGGGUUUUUUUAGGUUCCUAAACUGUUGUUAGGGAGAGGGGUAGUAGGGUAGGGGCUGUUUUGUCUGGCUGUGAAAGGUGCUUAGAAAUUGCGUCAUUUGGUUGGUGUUAUUUUGGUCCUUUUCCUUUUUUUUAUUUCAGGAGGGUUUGAUUCAAAAGAAAAAAGGCUCAUGCUGUUUUGGUCAAUUUUACGGAAAAAGCAAUCAAAGAAGUUUUAUUUUUAGUUGACAUCA
Messenger RNA from Cannabis sativa, 3791 nucleotides. RefSeq lists its product as uncharacterized. Bases 1476 to 3323 code for a protein of 615 amino acids. The record is from RefSeq and is a predicted model, not a curated record. The transcript is spliced from 5 exons. Lineage: Eukaryota; Viridiplantae; Streptophyta; Magnoliopsida; Rosales; Cannabaceae.